AUGCCGCAGCGUGAGGCAUCCACCGCUUACGAACGCAAACAGAAAGCAAACGGAAUGAUACACCGAGACCAAAGGGCUGCGAUCUCAGCCAAUGGUCUACUCAGUAAACAAUUCGCCAGCAUCACGGAUGUUCUUCUCAAAGCAAGCCGGCGACGUAAUCAAGACCUGCAGCAAAGGCUGUCGAGACCAGUGCCAAUCUCAACAUCAUUCAGGCCUGUGAGCAAGCCUCUUGUCGCCACUGAACCAGAGCUAUCACAAGUCAACGCUUCCAGUGAUAACCGUAUCGAUCUUGAACAAGUCAAACAAAGCAAUAAAGAUACUAUCGGAAUCAAGUUGAUGACGGUUGGCACUAACGAGGAACACUUGGAUGUGUCGGAGACACAGACCAGUCUCCGUGGCUGUGACGCACCGAAGUAUGCCGACAAUCCAAAGAUGAUGCUCGCUGAGCUGGAAUCGUCGAGCCCGGAACAUUCCAGUCAUGAUGCGAAUGAGGAGCUUGACGACAGCUAUGGGCAAGAGAACAUCUGGGUAGACAUGAAAUGUGUCUCGUCGUUGAUGAAGAGUGCCGCCGUUGAGCACGUCAAGGACGCGAAAGAAAUACCUACAAGCCCGAGCAUAGAUGAGGCAGACGCCUUAUCAAUCUUGGCUAAGCGUCUGGGCAUCGACAGUAAUGAGGACGAGGCUAUCGGAAGCAUCGAAUUCACGUUUGAUGAGCUCGACGAACAAUUCUCUAAUGCAAGCAACACCGGAUAUAAGGACAACGACCUCAAGGCUCUCCGUGAAGAACUAGUGGCUGUGUUUUCGCCAGCCUGCGAUACAACCUGUCGAGAUUUCCAGCGUACCACUAGGGACACACCGGUCAAUAGCAUGAGAUCAAAUCCUCAAGAGCAGAUGAUUGAAAAGCUUCAGCCAGACGACACACCGCCUGUUGCUGCCUUGGUAUUGGAGCCUGGGGACGCUGAGUGCAAGGAUGUCCAGGUCGGGUGCACGCAACCCUUCAGUGACGACAUAGAUGAACAGGAGACUCAGAGAGAAAAAGAGAAGAUGCUCGACAGGGAAAACGAAAAGCUUGAAGCGACUAUAAAGUAUGUCCUGGAGGAGGAGAAGAGAUACCAUGCAAUUGAGGAGAACAAGCGCCUCAAAAACCGUCUGAUUGUCUCCAAUUUGGCUGCUGAUGUAGACGAUAAAGCCAUCCGUACCUUCUUCGCUAGAUAUGUGACGGAGAUCCGCAAUGUCACCAUUCUAUCAGUACGCGAUCCAGUCAAGAGGACUAGAACAGCGUACGUCGAUAUGUACAGCAGGAAAGUAGCGGCCCGUGCAUCAUACGAGGUCGGAGGUAUUUUUGGAUUGAUUGUGAAGAUCAAGUUGGCAGUGGAGUAA
This is a messenger RNA of Alternaria burnsii, 1380 nucleotides long. RefSeq lists its product as uncharacterized. The record is from RefSeq and is a predicted model, not a curated record. Lineage: Eukaryota; Fungi; Ascomycota; Dothideomycetes; Pleosporales; Pleosporaceae. Gene Ontology annotation, molecular function: nucleic acid binding. The coding region runs from base 1 to 1380 and encodes 459 amino acids. The transcript has 3 exons.